Astrephomene gubernaculifera is the source of this 3284-nucleotide messenger RNA. The record is from the annotation of a GenBank genome assembly. Lineage: Eukaryota; Viridiplantae; Chlorophyta; Chlorophyceae; Chlamydomonadales; Astrephomenaceae.
GCCAAGCCGUGUUAAUUGUCGGUUAUAGACUGUGUAGAACAGCAUCUACCUCGGCGCUUGAAACCGUGUCGCCAGGAAGUGGAAGACAAAGGGAUACAUGUCGGCAAACACAAAGCCUUUUGAUGGGGCUGGCAAGGAAGCGGGGCUACGCAUAUGGAGAGUGAAGGCAUUUCAGCUGUUAGAGGAGCCUAAGCAGCAUUUUGGCUCAUUCUUUAGCGGGGAUUGCUAUCUUGUGCUCGACACCUUCCUGGCAGAAGGACGUCUUCGCCAUCACAUCCAUUUCUGGCUGGGCAAGGAUUCAUCCACGGAUGAGGCCGGCAGUGUGGCCAUCUUCGCCGCCCAGCUCGACGAGGCGCUGGGGGGCGGCCCCGUGCAGUUCAGGCAGCCGCAGGGCUCCGAGUCGCCUGAGUUCCUGCGCCUCUUCCCGCGGCUUAAGUACCUGGCUGGCGGCUACGUGAGCGGCUUCCGGGAGGCGGCGGCGGGCAAGGCCGCGGGGCCGCGGAGGCUGUACCAGGUCAAGAGCGCCAGCAAGACGUGUGUGCAGGUGUUCGAGGUGCCCUGCUGCCUGGCCUCCCUCAACCACGGUGACUGCUUCCUGCUAGAGGACCCCGCGGCACGCGCGCUGUGGGUGUGGCACGGAGCCGCCGCCAACAUCCGCGAGAAGACCCGCGCCAUUGAGGCGGCGUACGCUUUCAAGGAGGGAACCGGCAUCAAGCUCAGUGUGCUUGACGACGGUGACACGGUGAGCGGCGAGGCGCUGGCCUUCUACACGCGCCUGGGCUGCCCGCAGCCGCCGCAGCCGGAGGACAUCCGGGAGGCCGCAGCGGACAAGCCGCCGCCCGUACUGCUGCAGCCGCCGCAGCUGUACAGGGUUGCGGACUACGACGGCGGCUUCGCGCAGGUGUCAGUCAACGGCGAGCCGCUGAGUGCCGCCAUGCUGGAGGCGGGCGGGCAGUUCGUGCUGCACGCGGCGGGGUGCAUCUGGGUGUGGACGGGGCCCAACGCGGGCGGGGAGGCGGCGGCGCCGCUGCAGGUGGGCUCCCGCUUCGCCGCCUUCCGCGGUCUGCCCGCCAGCGCGCUCAUCAAGGCGGUGCGGGCGCGCUUCGAGCCGGGGCUGUUCACCACCUACUUCGGGGACUGGGGGGCGGAAAAGCAAGGCGGCGGCGGCGCCGGAAGGACCCCGGGGCGGGACUCCUUCGGCAACUUCAUUCCGGGACCCGGCAAGGGCACGGACGAGCAGCCGUACAACGCUGAGGAGGCGGUGGCGGCCAUGGUGGCGCUCGCGACGGAGGCGGACAUGGCGGCAGAAGGUUUCGGAGCCGCCGCCGCCAGCCUGGAGGCUGCAUGUGCACGACUAACCGCCAGCAAGAUCCGGGUGUGGGCCAUGUCGGGCGCCUCCUCCCUGGAGCUGCCGCGGCAGGAGGUGGGGCAGUUCUACGACGGAGCCUCCUACGUCGUACUGCACACGUACUCCACAGGCGCAGACCCCACCGACCUGCGCUACGCGGUGUACUGCUGGCAGGGCCGCCACUGCGGCAACCUGGAGCAGGGCGCCGCGGCGCUGCUGGCGGCCGACCUGCACCGCACCAAGUACGCGGGGCGAUCCACGCUGGUGCGGGUGGAGCAGAACCUGGAGCCGGGGCACUUCGUACGGCUGUUCAGGGGAGCCAUGCUGGUGCGGCACGGCCCCCGCCCCACCAACCUGGCUCCCGGCCGCUCGCCCCCCGGCACCCACCUGUACCAGGUCAAGGGGGAGGCGGUGGCGCAGGCGCAUGCAGUGGAGGUGUCCCCCCGCGCCUCCAGCCUCAGCAGCGGCGACUGCUUCGUGCUGGAGCAGGCGGCGGAGGUGGGCGCCCCCAGCGCACACAGCCAGCCGGUGCUGCUGUGGCUGGGGCGUGGCAGCAGCGGCACGGAGGUGGCGGUGGCGGAGGCGGUGGCAGCGGAGCUGGCGGGCAGCGGGGCGGAGGUGCAGCGGGUGCAGGAGGGUGAAGAGUCCGAGAGCUUCUGGGCCGCGCUGGGUGGCCGCGCCGCCUACCCCUCCGCCUCCCGCCGCGCUCCCGGCUGCUGCGUGCCCAAGCUGUUCCACCUGCGCGACUGCGCGGGUCGGGGCCUCAAGGUGGAGCUGCACACCGCCUUCGCGCAGGACAGCCUGUGCGGACAUGACGUAAUGCUGUUGGAUGUGGGGACGGAGUUGUACAUGUGGUACGGCGCCACCUGCAAGCCCACCGAGCGGCCCCGCGCUCGCGACGUGGCGCAGCGCUACCUGGCCGCCUCAGCGGCGCGGCGGGGCGGCGGCGGGGCGGGCGGCAGCGGGCUUGUGGAGGUGGAGGCCGGGCAGGAGCCACCCUUCUUCAGCUGCCACUUCGCCGGCUGGGAUGUGGACGCGGUGGCGCACAUACCUGAUGUGUAUGUGGAGCGCGUCAGGAAACUGUCCGUGGCUGCGAAGGGCGAGGAGAGCGAAGGUGCGGUGGAGGUGGCUCAAGUGAGCGCGUGCUGAUGGGAGGUUUUAUGGUGGCAGGCUUAAUCCGUAUUAAACUGAUCCAGCAAUGUAAGGUUUGGAGCGGGGUACAUGGCGACUUUGCGUGCGCAGUAAGGAUACAAUGUUUACACCCUGAUACAUUCGGGCGAGGCGCAGUCUUUCACGGCGUUUUUGUGACGGAGCCCGCCUGCUUAGGUAGGUGAUCUGUGACCGCUGAUAGUACGUGUUGGGCGUCCGCUUUGCUACGUGUACGCGACUAGCAUCAGUUACAGGUGAAGGUUGCUAUGCCACUGAGAUAUGUAUGGUGGCAUCCCUUACGGCGGUGCGUCGCCCUAUGUGCGAAAUAACCCGAAGUGAAAAGAGUUCGACACUUGGGUGUUUGUUGAUGCUGGUAUGUUUGCAUGAAUAAAAUAUUUGCCUCCUGAAGAAUGGGAGCCAAUAUGAAGAGGGUGGCCAACAGACCCGUGGGUCAAUAGAACAUCUUUUUGAGUUGGCUCUCCUACUUUUACCGCAGUACUGCUAGGUAAUGGCGUGUUCAUGGCAUAACGGGCCUGAGGGAUGGACAUGUGUGAAGGGUGCCAAACCCUGUUGGCUGUUGCCCAGUCCAAAACACCGACAUGCCCGUGUCUCCGCCACGCAUGGUACUACUUUCCCGGCCCCUAUUUCACCAGCGUGCUCACCACAAUCCACACACUCUGCUCCUUGCCUAUGUUGCUAAGCCAUGAUGCUCCGAAAGGGGGAGCAUUCACCACAAAACCCAUACCAGCGCGCAUUCCCCAAGCUACUAUAUCUAGCUACAGCGGGC